This is a messenger RNA of Eimeria tenella, 1566 nucleotides long. RefSeq names its product actin-like family protein ARP4a, putative. The record is from RefSeq and is a predicted model, not a curated record. Gene Ontology annotation, cellular component: SWI/SNF complex; NuA4 histone acetyltransferase complex. Bases 1 to 1566 code for a protein of 521 amino acids. The transcript is spliced from 4 exons. Gene Ontology annotation, biological process: regulation of transcription by RNA polymerase II. Gene Ontology annotation, molecular function: chromatin binding. NCBI's taxonomy places the organism in Eukaryota, Apicomplexa, Conoidasida, Eucoccidiorida, Eimeriidae.
AUGGAAUUGAUCAGUUCAAGCCUCGUGAUUGACAUUGGGGCGUCAACCACGCGCGUGGGCUACGCAGGUGAAGGAAGCCCGUCACAACUGCUGAACUCAUGCAUAGGAGUUCGUCAGCUGCGCGUCCCUCAGGAGGGUUCAUCAGCCGAAAAUUACGGCCAGAGUGACACAACGCGCGAGAUUAUCUUCCCGCUGAACUUCUCCCAGCGCCGCGAUUGUGUGGAGGUGGUGCCUGCGCUCUUUCCGAGCUGGCGCGGGGCUAUUGGAAAGCGGAAGAUUGACUUUAAUCCCGUGUACACCCUGCACGAAGAAGCAUUCGAGAAUCUUGUAGCUAUCAGUUGCACAGGAGCACGCGCGGCCCCCUUCGGUCGCAGAGGGGACGAAGUUUAUCUCAACUGUGUAGACCCCAAUGGUUCAACACGCUCCCCUGAGAGUACUUUGCGUUUGACGGAGCUAUGCGGGAUCGGGGCAGACUUGCGGGAGCAGCCGCUGCUCCUUUCUGAGCCGAACAUACACAGCAGGGAGGUCAGGGAAAAGAUGGCAGAAAUACUUUUUGAAAGCUUACAAGUAGGAUCUUUGUACACGGCGAAACGCGCACUUUUGGCAUGUGUUGCAUUGGGGAGAAGCAGCGCGCUGGUCAUCGACAUGGGGGCUUCUGGGCUAUCAAUCGCUCCCGUUUCAGACUCUUUCGUACUAGAUCAACAUGUUACGGAGUGGCCAGUAGGCGGCGAUGCAAUGAGUCAGCUUCUCAGCGCAGUUCUCGUGGGGCACAAUUUGCCCGUGCACCCUAGCUUUGCGCGAUUUUCGGCACAGAGUAGAAUGGUGAAGGUUUCACUAGACAAGCCUGGGGACUGGGAUAACGUUCAUCCUUCGUACGUGCACUGGAGCCGCAUGCAGACUCUUUCGUUCCUAAAGGAAGGCUUGUGCCGCGUAGCGGAUGACCCAAGGGAUGUGGCCCUAGCUCAAAAGCCUAUUGCACUCCCAAGCCCUCAACAACAAGCCAAAAGACGUGGAGUUGCAACAGCAGAGGCUUCCGGUUCGUCUCAGCUUAUAUUCCCGUGCUCAACACCGGCCUCUGCCGCUGCGCUGCUCUCCGGUAGUAGCGGAGUCGAAGGAGGGGUCAUGGAGCUGCCUGAUGGCACACGCCUUGAGGCGGAACAACUUGCAACGAAGCUCCCCGAGAUACUGUUCUGCCCUGCACUUGUAUCGUCGGUUCCUGGCGGCGGCGGUGGCUUUCCAGGACUGCCUGAUGCAGUGCGACAAGUGGCAGAGGCGGUUGAGACUGAUGGUAAUCGCGACAUCCUUAGCGCUCUAAUUCUCACAGGUGGCUGCUCUUGCAUACCUGGAAUGGUUGAAAGGGUCAACCGCGAGCUGGUAGAAGAUCCAGCAAUAUGUGGGGGACAGAAAGUCCGCCUACUGGCGGUUCCUGGGUCGUCAGAGCGCCGGUAUUCAACUUGGGUCGGCGGGUCGAUUCUUUCGAGUCUCAGCUCCUUUCAGGCUGCGUGGUGUAGUCGUGAAGAAUACGAAGAACAUGGCCCCGCCGUUGUCCAGAGAAAGUGCUACUGA